Messenger RNA from Cornus florida, 1705 nucleotides. Its product is annotated as sugar transport protein 11-like. Gene Ontology annotation, cellular component: membrane. The transcript has 2 exons. Gene Ontology annotation, molecular function: carbohydrate transmembrane transporter activity. Bases 205 to 1023 code for a protein of 272 amino acids. NCBI's taxonomy places the organism in Eukaryota, Viridiplantae, Streptophyta, Magnoliopsida, Cornales, Cornaceae. The record is from RefSeq and is a predicted model, not a curated record. Gene Ontology annotation, biological process: transmembrane transport.
GUGACAUCCAUGGAUGAAUUCUUGAGGAAGUUUUUCCCAUCAGUGUACUUGAAGGAGAAAAAUCUCUCUGGUCACCAUUAUAAUCAGUACUGAAAAUUUGAAAGUCAGAUACUUCAACCAUUCACCUCUUCGCUUUACAUAGCUGCACUGAUAGCUUCCAUCUUUGCCUCUGCAACAACGAGGGUCUUCGGCCGGAGGGUCUCCAUGCUUUUUGGAGGGACUGUGUUUCUUGCUGGCGCUAUCCUUAAUGGUCUUGCCAAAAAUGUUGCAAUGCGUAUCGUUGGUCGUCUAUUGCUAGGUGUUGGUGUUGGAUCUGCUAAUCAGUGUGUGCCGGUGUAUCUAUCAGAAAUGGCACCAGCAAAAAUUAGAGGUGCACUCAACAUUGGCUGUUCAAUGGCUAUUACAGUCGGUCUUUUCAUUGCCAACUUCGUGAACUAUGGCACUUCCAAGCUCAAGGGAGGAAACGGUUGGAGAAUUUCCUUAGGUCUCGCAGCUGUCCCUGCCAUCGUGAUGACACUGGGAGCUUUCUUCCUGCCAGACACUCCCAAUUCCCUUAUAGAGAGAGGCGAAAAGGACAAGGCAAGAGGGAUGCUGCAGAAAAUCAGAGGCACUGAACAUGUUGACGCUGAGUUCCAAGACUUGGUUGAGGCGAGCGAGGCUGCAAAGCAAGUGAAACACCCCUGGAAGAACAUCAUGCAGCGGAGAUAUAGGCCUCAACUUGUCAUGGUCCACCUCAUACCGUUCUUCCAGCAACUCACCGGCAUCAAUGUCAUCAUGUUUUAUGCUCCUGUUCUUUUCAAGACACUGGGCUUUGGUAACGAUGCCUCCCUUUUGAGUGCUGUUAUAACUGGCCUUAUCAAUGUAUUUGCUACAUUGUCGUCAAUCUUCUGUGUCGACAAGUUUGGGAGAAGGGCAUUGUUCCUUGAAGGUGGCAUUCAGAUGCUCAUUUGCCAGGAAUUUGUUCAUCAAUAUGAAAAUGAUAUUAAUUUAACAUUCAUAAUGUGUAUGGUUGUGUAUAUUUGAAUUGUUUCAUUAUAGAUUGCUGUAGGAACCAUUAUAGGAAAAGUGUUUGGGUCGCUGGAGUAGGAAGCAUCAGCAAAGGGUAUGGCAAUCUUGCAUUGGUGCUUAUAUGCUUAUACGUAUCCGGGUUCGCAUGGUCUUGGGGUGCAUUGGGGUAGUUGGCACCGAGUGAAAUCUGUCCACUUGAGAUUCGAUCGGCUGGGCAGUCCAUCAACGUCUCCAUGAACAUGUUCUUCACCUUUGCCAUAGCUCAGGCCUUCCUCUCCUUGCUCUGCACCAUGAAGUUCGCUCUCUUCUUCUUCUUUGGCGGAUUUGUGCUCAUAAUGACCGUUUUCGUCUACUUCUUCUUGCCCGAGACCAGGAACGUCCCCAUUGAAGACAUGAACAGAGUGUGGAAGGCACAUUGGUUCUGGGGAAAAUUUAUCCCAGACGAUGAGGUCACCAAAUAGAUUAAGUUCUAGUUUUGGUGUAUGUCUAACAAGGUCCUCAACUAAUCAGGUACAAUAAUUGAGGAUAGGGCAUGCACAUCAAGCAAGGUCACGCAUUAUGUUCUUGUUCAUUAGAUUUUGCUCUCCUGUCCAUAGAUAUACAAAUAAUGGAAUCAUGAAAUGGAAUUUAUCUUUGGUUUUCUGGUGUUCGUUUUCAAUGUUUUUUCACACAGUGUUCCUGUUGACCGUGCAUAUUA